CCAAAUGCAAAAGAGAAAAGGUAUAUAUAUAUCUAAUAUAUGAUCAGAUGUUCAAAAACCCUAAAGCACGUUUCAUCACCCAAAUCUGCCGCCGCCGCCGCCGCCUCCACCUCCACCGCCAUUGCCGCCAUAGUUGAUCCUGAGUAAUGGAUUCGAGUUACUCUGAUUCUCGUCCCAUGUUCGUGCAAUCGCCUUGGAAUCAAACGCAUACGAAUGAUUCAAUGCCUUAUCCGAUGAACAACGAACAAUCUGAAUCACAAUCUCAGCCUUCUUUGAAAAGGCCAAGACUCCACGAUGAUACCGUCUUUACUCCCACGAGUAACAACAGUUCUUGGAUGGCUCCACCGUCAAACACUCCUCCUAUGAACAAAGGGACGGCUAACAUAUUCUACAAGACGAGGAUGUGUGCAAAGUUCAAGGCGGGGACUUGUAUGAAUGGAGAUCCUUGCAAUUUCGCACACGGCAUGGAGGAUCUGAGGCAGCCUCCUUCUAAUUGGCAGGAGAUUGUUGGACCUCCUCCUCCUGCUGUUCAAGACAGGGCAAGAGAAAGGGAAAGGGAAAGGGAAAGGGAAAGGGAAAGGGAAAGGCCGUCUUCUUCUUCUGUGUCUGCUAGUAAUUGGGAAGAUGAUCAGAAGAUAAUCUUGAGGAUGAAGCUUUGCAGGAAGUUUUGUUUUGGUGAGGAGUGUCCUUAUGGGGAUAGGUGUAAUUUCGUUCAUCAGGAUCUUUCCAAGUUUCGUGAUGAGUCUGGGAAAUUGAGAGAGAGUUUGGCUAUAAGCGUUGGUACUGAUCCAGCUUCUGUUGAGAAUGGUGGUGGUACUGGUUCUCAUCAAGUGGAAGUGAAUAGACGAGGAGGCAUUCCUGUACCUGCAUCGUUGAAUAAUGGUGUUGUCAAGACUGUGUACUGGAAGACUAGGAUAUGCAUGAAGUUUGAGAAUGGUCAGUGUCCUUUUGGAGAUAACUGUCACUUUGCUCAUGGCCAAGCAGAGCUGCUAUAUUACUCUGGAGAAACUGUAAACGCAGCAGCGUCUUUGAGUAAACAAACAGUGGUGCCUGGUAACGAAGCAUUUGCGAUGAAACCGAGUGCAGCACAAGUAGUAACAGCAGAUUCUUCUGGCCUUAACGAUGAAGGGAGACGAAAGAAGUGUUUGCUCAAGUGGAGUGACUCCAAGAAGAUUAAUCGAAUCUAUGGAGACUGGAUUGAUGAUUUACCGGUGGGUCAAAAGUCGACAAAACCAGUGGAGAGCUGAGUCUUCCUAGUUCUGGUUCCAUUUCUCUCGUCUUUGAUGAUCAAAGGUGGAAAUUUUGAAACAGUAGAAAUAAUGUUUUUCUGCUAUCAUUAGCAAUUCUUUGAUUGGCUCUGUUGUUGAUGAACUACAUAUAAUAUAUACAGCUUAGGAUUUCAAUGUCGUUCUAAUCUUUGAUUACAUAAAUUGCUUUGAUCAUUAGUGGCUUCCAUAUAAUAGCCCAGUUUGAUUUUUAAUACUACUUUGAUCACUGAGUUUCUUCUAAGACUACUUUAUAAGCCACGGGCCAUAUCAUAGCCCAGUUUGAUUUUUGGCUCCUCUUCUAAAAACGAUUGUUGUAACGAAACAAGCCAUCGUCAAUGUAUUGAAUCUUUUUUUAGUUUGACCAUGUAGCCGAAUCAUUGAUUUUCAUGAAAGUGUUAUGGGUCCAUCAAAUAAUGCGUAACUGAAAUAUUAACAAAUACUACAAGGAAAGAGAAGUAUGCUAGAAACACACUAAAGACGAUAAAUCAACAAGAGCUCUACAUCAUAUAAAGCAGAAGAUAUCACUAUAAUGACAUUUCACUACAAAGUCACAGCACUCAAUGGGUUAAAUCUGAACAACCUGUUUUAAUAACUGUAAUGCAGAAAGUUGACUAGCCUUUAGACUAAAAGAGGAAAACGAAAGGAUAACUUUAACGACUUUAGCAUAUCUUCCAUUUGCUUUUUAACAACUUUUCCCAACUCAAAAAGCCAAUCAAUAUGAAGAGACAUUUAGUGACUUAGAGCCUCUCCAGGAUACACCUCUAUAUUUUUCUCUAAAAUAGAGAUCUCUAUUA
Brassica oleracea var. oleracea is the source of this 2062-nucleotide messenger RNA. RefSeq names its product zinc finger CCCH domain-containing protein 39-like. Gene Ontology annotation, molecular function: mRNA binding; metal ion binding. The transcript has 3 exons. The coding region runs from base 147 to 1247 and encodes 366 amino acids. The record is from RefSeq and is a predicted model, not a curated record. Lineage: Eukaryota; Viridiplantae; Streptophyta; Magnoliopsida; Brassicales; Brassicaceae.